Molecule: messenger RNA, 1535 nt
Organism: Labrus mixtus (cuckoo wrasse)
Lineage: Eukaryota; Metazoa; Chordata; Actinopteri; Labriformes; Labridae
Product: GTPase IMAP family member 7-like
Exons: 3
Coding region: 349-1362 (337 amino acids)
Molecular function (GO): GTP binding
Source: RefSeq, a predicted model, not a curated record
UCGUCAUUGAAUAAUCUUUCUAGUACCUUUAAUGACCUGCUAAAAAAUCUGAAUGCUAUUCUCUUGUCACAGCUAUUCUUUCUAAAACGUACAAGUCAUGCAAGUACACAAACCUGCUGAGCACAAUCAGAGAUCAGGGGGACAGCCUGUGAGGGGGAUGCACAUUUUCAGAAGUAAACCAAAGACAAUAAGAGGAAAUAGGAAGCCCCCUGUGCUCAGGCCAGACUUCCAGAAGUUUCCCACAACACUAAUGUCUCACGUCAAGCCCGGAGCUGCUCUAAUAUCACUACUCAGGCCUGGAACAACUUAUUUGGCCUCGUGGGAGCUGGAAAAGGUGAAUUCGAAGAAAUGGCUGAAGCAAUACCACUGCGAGAGAAAAAGCAGAAAACUCUACCUCGCUCUGAUGGGUGUGGUCUGAAUAACUCUGAAGCUCUGGACUUGUCCGGUGGUUUGAGGAUCGUCUUGGUGGGGAAGACGGGAUCAGGGAAGAGUGCAACAGGAAAUACCAUCCUUGGGAAAGCUGCAUUCAAAGAGGACCCCAGCUCCGUCUCUGUGACCAAAAACUGUGAGACACAGAGCGGGGAAGUGGAUGGGACGGCGGUCCAGGUGAUCGACACUCCUGGACUUUUUGACACAGGCAUCACAGAGGAAGAACUAAAGACUAGGAUAGAGGAAUGUGUCAAGAUGUCCGUGCCCGGCCCUCACGCCUUCCUGCUGGUGAUCAGGCUCGGAGUGCGGUUCACUGAGGAGGAGCGAAACGCUGUGAAGUGGAUCCAAGAUAACUUUGGAGACGAUGCCUCCAUGUACACCAUCAUGCUGUUUACAUGUAAAGAUCAGGCCAAAGCUGACAAUGCUCUGAAGGAGUGCAAGGAGCUGCGGAGACUCUCCAUCACGUUUGGACGCAGAUACCACGCUUUCAACAACAACGACCCAGACGACCAAGUGCAGGUCAAAGAGCUGAUCACCAUGAUCAAGGAAAUGGUACAGGAUAAUGGGGGCAAACACUACACUAAUGAGAUGUAUGAGAAGGCCCAGUGGAAGCUGCGAGAGGAAGAGGAGCGCAGGAAACAGGAGGCGGAGGAGAAGAAACAGGAAGAGAAAAAAAUCUGGGAUGCAGAGAGGGAGAAACAGGAGAAAGAGAGAGAGAAGGAGAAAAAAGGGAAAAGAAAGAAUAUACGUGCGGCGUCUGCGGCUGCUGUUGUGUUAGUGGUAGCUGGGGUGGUUAUAGCAGUUGGAGCUAACACGACAGUGGCUUUGGCUCUGGGAGCUCCUGUGCUCGUCCUGGGUGUGUUGUGCGGUAUAGCUGCUAUUUUGAUAUGGAAAGGAAUAAGAUGCAAGGCCAAAAAAGGAGUUCCAGUAUAACCAGGUCACAAGGACAUGUUGACCCAUUGGACAUACUUUUUUAAAAUUUACCGUUUAGAGCAUACCUGUGAAUAAUGUUUGGCCUUUUCUGCAUCAUUCUCUUUGACUCACCACUGCAAUAAGAGAGAAAUGUGAAUUUGAUGCUGACAGUAAACCAACAGUAUGAAAUGCAA